ACGAGGGUAUGGCACGGGGGUCUGAAAGAGGUGACGACUGACGACUGACGAGGAUGGAGAAUGGGCGAUGGAUCCCGGUAGCGCAUCGAAACUGCCCCACGUGCGGGGGGUUUAUUACCUGUACACAUAUUGGCGCCGCGACCGUCCUCGUCGCCUAGGUCUGCAAGUACAAUCUACAGUCAGUCGCUACACGUGUACGUAGGCAAUGUGCUCUGCACACAUACAUACACACACACACAGCGUCUCUCUCCCUCUCCCUCUCUUUCUCCUUCUCUCUAUGUAUGUGUAACUGUAAAGCCUGGAAGAAGAGUGUCGACAGGCUAUCGGACGGAUGUGAGGUAAGCCGCAUGAUGCACACCCUAAUUAUCAGCACAGGUAGAAUCGGUAGUCCCCUAUCGUACCUGAGUUGAGCAUGAGAUGGCCCAUGGCCCCUUUCUCGCCUACCUCAAAAGCACGGGCAAGGGUUGACAUAAUAUCGAUCCCAGGGUUCUUUUGAGCAUAUCCGCCCGUGCGACCACCUCGUUAUUAACCGCCAAGAGUAUGCCGUUGUCUUACACCACCAUCCGAUUUAGCUGCUUGCACUUCAUAUAACAAGCCGUCCUCCUCCCCCCACCCGAGAGAGAGGAGAAGAGGGUCAAAAUCCAACGCUCAGAUCUCUGCUGCGGCGACACUGCCUAGCCUAUGUAUGUCAUAUACCCCCCCUCGUGGUGGUGGUAUCGCCACGAGGCCGUGGGAUACGGGAGGGCCAUGCGAGGCCCGGUUAGGUUGAUGGAUUAGACCUAACCAAUGCAGAUCAUGGUCCAACCGACCAACCGAUGCGCCGAGAAGCCACGAACCCGGUCAUUUUGACCGGCGAAGAAGAACGGCUGUGAGGUUUGUGUUAUAAAACGGAUAGUAGGCAGCCCUGGAACCCGAAGCCGUCUCGUCUCGCCCGGCCGGGAUGUACAUCAUCAUCCGUCCAUCUAGUAAGCCGCCGAGAAACAUCAUCGUAGUCCAGCAGCCGAUCCCCCGACUGCCCUCCCAAUAGGCAAGUAGGCAAGCAAGCAAGCACUGCUUCGGCCUUACUUCUUCUUUGAGUCGGGUCUGCGUCUUGAUAUAUUCUGAAAGCUCCACGCCCAUCGCAUCGGCCUGCCACUCCGCCCCUUCUCCCAAUUCCUGUGCCCUCCGUUACGAACGGAACCGCGCCCAAGGGCCCAAGGGUCCAGCUCCGAGAUUUCAUGCAACACACAACGCCACGCACUGUUGCAGCAACUGCUGCAGGCCUCUGCCCUGCUGACUGGUUGCUUGUCGGUGCCGAGUCCAUGGUCAACUAACCAGGCUUAGGACCCUCCCUUCCCCCUCCCCUAGGUACGGAGACAGCGUGCCAUCGGAAGUGGUGGCUGUAGAGACAAGGCUUCUCUUUGAACAAAAGUCAGUGCCUCUUUCUCUUCAGUGUUGGAGCCGGCAUCCCUGAAGGAUCCGAUCCGCACGCAACCUGCUUAUCCGGUCGGUAUGUGCUGUCCUUCUCUUUAUUUAUCUUUUUUUGACCGUGUAAGUAAGUUAUGUACAUGGUACUUUUUUGGCCUGCCCCCCCUCCCCGUAAUAUUGCACCAGGUUCACCUCCUCACCAUAGCACCUAUCCCCGAUCCCGGGCUGUGCCUAUCGACUACAAACUCCUACGGCCACGAGCUCUGUAUGAGGAAAGUCGAGCGUAAA
Colletotrichum destructivum is the source of this 1695-nucleotide messenger RNA. RefSeq lists its product as uncharacterized. Bases 1542 to 1694 code for a protein of 50 amino acids. The transcript has a single exon. The record is from RefSeq and is a predicted model, not a curated record. Lineage: Eukaryota; Fungi; Ascomycota; Sordariomycetes; Glomerellales; Glomerellaceae.